Molecule: messenger RNA, 759 nt
Organism: Cucurbitaria berberidis CBS 394.84
Lineage: Eukaryota; Fungi; Ascomycota; Dothideomycetes; Pleosporales; Cucurbitariaceae
Exons: 1
Coding region: 1-759 (252 amino acids)
Source: RefSeq, a predicted model, not a curated record
AUGUGCAUCGCCUACUUUGCCGACCAUCGAAGCUGCUACCACACCCAUUUCCUCGGUGCCUACCACUGCACCGACGCCCAUUGCACCGCUCAGCAUAUCUUCUACAUUGAAGAUAGUGGCAACGACUGCGAGACAUGCAUCGCCAUGCACGGGAAGCAACUGGACCCAGACUGCGUGCCUGUGCAAUACGACACGCCGGAUGAAGACUUUGACAUUGACUUCACGAAAGAGGGUGCAUUUGACAAGGUGGUAAAGGUCUCUCGAGGAGUCUACCAGCGCAGCGAAGCUAGCUUAUCGGACAUCGAUAGCGAAACAAGCCAUUGGAGGGAAGAUCGGACAACCGACGAGGAAGAGUGCGCAUUCAGCAACAAACCUACGCUAUACCGGGAACAGAACGGAAUCUCAGUUCCAGAGGGCCAUCAAGCAACCCUUUCAUCCCCAAAUACCACAGGACAUCGCGGCCUUGUGCGGGAUCAGCUGGCCUGUCUGCCUCAGAGUCCGGAGCCAGAAGGUGCUGGACCGUUCAGACCGUCGCCGAACACAACGCAGCAUCGCAACCUCGUCAACGACCAGUUGGCCCAUCUGCGCAACCACCUAGCGUACCAGCAACCCGUCCAACCUAUCGUGCUUCCGAACAUGCCACACGUGCCCUACUAUACCCCACCAGCAGAGGCUAUGGGCGCGCAAUCUCCAUCGCCAUUCUAUGAGGGCUAUCCAGCUCAUGUACAGAUGCCGUGGCCUCAUACAAAGAUUCCUUGA